AUGAUACGGUCGACUCCAGCAGGAAUGCCGCCGGCUCGUGGAACAAAAACCCUCGCGUGGUUUAUGGAUAACGAUAUUCUGAAGAAUGGCGGCGGAGAAAAUGGAGAAAAUGGACAAGGAAGACGUGGAAGCUCGUCGGAUGAAUCCAAAACCGCCACGUCAUCUGGCGUCAACUUCUACACCCAACAAGGUCAACAACAGCAGAAAAAGUACAAGAAAUUUCGGAAAACGUUGUCGGGACACGGCGCCGCCCGUAAAGAAGGCUUCACGUCGUCACAGGCGAUGAGCGAAUCGUCGGAAGACGGUGCUCCGCCACCACCAGUCACUUCUGGAGGCGCCACGUCAUCUGGAGCGCCGACGGCGGCUUCUGGAGCCGAGGAGUACUGGUUCUAUGAUGUGGCUACCGAUGGAUACUAUUAUGAGCAGAAUGGAGCGAAAGGAUGGAGAAGGAGACAGCCGAAUGCGGCGGUACACAAAGGAGGGAAGGAUCAGGAAGUGGCCCAUAUGAGUGUAAACGGUCCGGGCAAGUACAAUCAACUGCUCGCGGCUCAAGCAGCCGCCGCACAAGCCGCCUUCCUCCAACACGCCUUCCAACUUCAACAAUCUCAAAUGAUCCCGCAGACUCCGCCCCCUUCUGGAGCAUCUGGAGCUCCACAAAUGAAUAAUCCAACGAUGAGAUAUUAUGAUCCAAGUUCUGACGGCUUCUUCUACGAGAUGGCGUCAGUUGACGGAUGGAAGAGACGACAGCCGAAUAAACCGGUGUCCGCGUCAGUCCCCGCUGGAAUCACACGUCCCUACUCGCAACGUCAUCAGGCUCCAGAAUCCAUGCCACGUCAUCCUCAACAACCGACGUCUUCUUAUGGAGCAGCACUGGCUCGUGGUCAAUUCCCACGGAAUACGGUAAAGCAGCCGGAUUCUGAAGUCCUCUCGACGACACCUACCACGACGACUACAUCUGAAUCCGCACGGGGAGAUUCGACGGCGUCGUCGAUUUGUGGAGAUUCCGUGACGACGACUACAUUCGCAGAAUUGUUCAAUUCGGCGGAUCCGAUGUUCAAUCCGAUUCAACGUCCGUCGGCGUUGAAAUUGGAGCAGAAGGCGGUGUCGCCGACGUCGACGAUGGAGAAUGCGCCGAUGAACUCGACGGCGGCGUUGUUUGAUGCGAUGUUGGCAGAUUUGAAUGGAGGAGAGAAGAAGACACCAAUCAACUUCAACACCUACACAAUGCCACCACCACCACAAUCAUCGCAAAGUCCGAUGAAAGAAUCGUGGAAUUCGUUCCGCAGUUGUUCGCUCUUCUCACCAAUCAAACCGUCGAAACGAGUUCAGAAUCCGUUGCUCGUCGGCAGUCAGAAUCAGCAGCCGAUGGGCGUGGCGACGCCAAUGAUCGACGAUAUGGUCGACGACGACACGAUGAAAAUGUUGAUGAGGGAUUUGGACAAGUUGUGGGCGAAUACGCCGGUCUCGACACUCAAUCAGGCUUAA
Messenger RNA from Caenorhabditis remanei, 1485 nucleotides. RefSeq lists its product as uncharacterized. NCBI's taxonomy places the organism in Eukaryota, Metazoa, Nematoda, Chromadorea, Rhabditida, Rhabditidae. The coding region runs from base 1 to 1485 and encodes 494 amino acids. The transcript has 4 exons. The record is from RefSeq and is a predicted model, not a curated record.